AGUAUGUUUUAAUCACAAACACAGAUAUCUGCUAAAUAAUAUAUUAACAAAAUAUAGUCCAUUUAAGUUGGUUUUAUAAGUGACACAUUUGAAUUAUUGAAUAAUGAAACGAGUGAAAAAUUAUAAACUAUACUGUAAAACUUAAAGAUAAAAUGAUUUACUUUGAAAUAGUGAGCUAAAAUACGUUAGCUCUUUUUAAUUUUUUUCCGACAACUCUCUCGUUAGAACUCAUCUCUAGUGUAAAACAAUCUUCUUUAAAGAACAAUCAACAAAUAACUCAAGUUUCCUAAAAUAGAUAAAAUUGAUAUAAUUAUCGUUAUAAUGAAAUGAAACAAUGAAAAAAAAAACUAUUACAAUUCGUGUAAGUUAAAAUAAAAAUCUUAAGAUGCAGUGUAGUGUGCAAAAUUGUACGAAUAAUCCGAAACUAACAAGAAAAAGCCGUGGAAUUACAUUUCACGUGUUUCCAAAGGAGCCAAGUUUGCGCACUAAAUGGAUAGAAGCCAUCGGAAAGACAGAUUGGGAGCCAAAAUACCACAGUACAGUGUGCUCUGAACACUUUCAGCCUGAGGACUUUUGUAAAACAAAAUGUGGACUAAGAAAAAUCAAGAAUGGAGCCAUACCAGUUCUUGAACAGGAUUCUAAUGCAGAUUUAAAUUCAUCAGCAAUACUAAAGGUGUGUAGGAUAUGUCUAGCUACGGACAGAAAGCUGUACCAUAUAGCAGAUUACAAAUUAGAUCUGCCAUAUCAAGAAAUAACUGGAUUGUCGCCGAGUGAGGAUGACAAUUUGCCGCAGAAGUUGUGUUGGGAGUGCACACACAGACUUGUGUCGUGUCACAGGUUUAGGAACAAGGCAAUAAUGAGCCAGAGACUGAUGACAGAUUUAUUAUCAACUGAGACACAUUUAACAGUUAGAUGUAUAAAAUCAAUACAAAAAGAACUUGGAAUUAAUUCAUCUUUAAUAAAAAAAUCAUAUCUGGAACCUGAAUAUUGUGAUAUACAUGUGAAAGAAGAAGUCAUAGAACAAACAGAUGAAGAAAAUGAUAAUAUAGAGGAAACUAUAACAAUUAAAGAAGAAAUAAAUAGUGACGAGGAAUUUCUUGAACUAAACGAAAGUAUCAACAAUCAAGAAUCAAUAGAAAACGAGAACAAGAAAGCUAUUGAUUUGAGAAAGGAUACGAAAUGUGUCCAAUUUGAUGUUGGUAAUGAAGAGCAAGAAGAGAAAGUAUACGAAGUUAAUAUAUCAAUAAUGGAACCUGAAGUAAAAAUAGACGAGGAUGAAACAUCAGGAAGCGACUCUGAGAGUGAAAAUGAUGUCAAGGAUGAAGAAUAUUUGAUAAUACGAAAAGACAUUAAAAAGAAUAUAUCUAUAAAAAAUAAAACACAGACGCAAGUGAAUAGUAAAAAUCAAGACGAUGCAAAAACUAAUAAAGACGGGAAUAAAAUUAUCAAGAGAAGGACAAUGAAACGAAAAAAUCGACCGAAGUAUGAAUUAGUUGACACACACUUUACAGUCACUAAUUUGACAUUCGAGGAACAGAUUGCAGAGAUAUCGAAACGGAAAGACACUUUUACAUAUAAAACCGCGCCUUUUAAAUGUGACAUAUGUUAUAUUGGAUUUAACCAUCAAUAUAGAUGUGAUAUACACAAAAUGAAACAUAGUAAGGAAAGGGGGGAUUACGAAUGUCCUGUUUGUAAAACUCGGAUGAUGACAAAAAAAUCGCAAAAAAUCCACAUAAACAGACUUCAUACUGAAAAAAUGGCUUGUAAGAGAUGUGAUUUUGUCACCAAACAUAGAGAUGUCGCCUUAAGACAUUUAGAAUGGCACAACGGCGCUACCUACAAAUGUCCGCAUUGUCCCUCGCAGUUUGCGAAAAGGAGUUCUUACUUCAGUCAUCUCAGACUCAAACACGUAUCAGAUUUUGUAUGUGAACUUUGUGGGUAUACAUUUAUAAGUGAACAAGGCGUAGAAAGUCAUAAGAAAAGAAAACACAGUAAUCACAAGUCGUGUCUGGAGGGUCCGUACUGCGAAGUGUGCGAAGUCAGUUUCGCUUCACAAACUGCUUACGACACACAUCUCAAAGUCUCCUCCAAACACAGCACUGAUGAUGUUUUGAAUAAAAUUCGUAAUGAUUAUGUUGGUAUGGAUAAACCUAUGGAGAUUGUAGGGAGGGGCAAAGGGCGGCCCUUUGCCACGAAGGUUAGCAAACCGGAGCCCAAACUUAUCGAAUGUGAACAGUGCGGUGUUCAACUGCGAGGUAUAUUUGAAUAUAAGUGUCACUUCACCGAAACGCACCCCGGAGAGCACCGCACUCAGUACCCUGAGGUAAACGGCACCAAUCGUAUGUGCGACCAAUGCGGGAAGAUAUUCCCAUCUAAACUAGCACUGUUAGACCACAUGUGGAUACAUACAGGAGAGAAGCGAUUUAAAUGUUCACUUUGCGAUAAAAGUUUUUCUCGCCAUUUUGGUCUGAAAGUGCAUGAGAAGUAUCACGGCGAGCAGCGUCCUGUCUACGGAUGCAAGAUCUGUGGUAAAGAGUUCUCCUUUCCUUCAAAUCGCAAACGACAUAUGAUUGUCCACAGUGAAACCAAACCAUACAAAUGCGACGCGUGUGAGAAAACAUUCAAAACGAAUGCAGAGAAACGUAUGCAUCAUGAUCACGUACAUCUUAAGAAGCCAUGGCCAAGACGAUCACGUGGCCUUCAGGUUAAAGCGGAGCACAAGAAGAAGCCCUAGUCCGGCAAAGGGCGGCCCUAAUACGGCAAAAGGCGGCCCUAGUUCGGCAAAGGGCAGCCCUAGUACAAAGGGCGGCCCUAUACGGCAAAGGGCAGCCCUAGUACAAAGGGUGGCCCUAGUACGGCAAGGGGCAUCCCUAGUACGACUAGGGAUAGCUCUAGUACUGCAGUAUCCAUUAAAAUAUAUAU
Molecule: messenger RNA, 2922 nt
Organism: Papilio polytes (common Mormon)
Lineage: Eukaryota; Metazoa; Arthropoda; Insecta; Lepidoptera; Papilionidae
Product: zinc finger and SCAN domain-containing protein 2-like
Exons: 15
Coding region: 386-2734 (782 amino acids)
Biological process (GO): regulation of transcription by RNA polymerase II
Cellular component (GO): nucleus
Molecular function (GO): RNA polymerase II cis-regulatory region sequence-specific DNA binding; DNA-binding transcription factor activity; zinc ion binding
Source: RefSeq, a predicted model, not a curated record